AUGCCCUCCGAUCGCCUCUCGGCCGCCGCGCGCCUCCUGGUCCAGGCACCACCGGGCCAGGUCUCGCAGGUCUACCACGACCUGCGCGGAAUCCUCCUCGACCCAGAGGCGGGCGCCGACGACGGCCAGACAAUCGACGACGCGCAGAUCAAGCACAUGGCCCUCGUCGCCCUCGAGGAGUACAACACCUCGCAGCUCAUCCCCGUCGCCAUCGACGAGGCCGCAAAGGACCACGUCAUCAUCUGCCAGGCCGCCCAGAUCCCCUCUUCCACCGACACCGCCACCAAGCGAUACGCACACCCGAGGGCCAAGAAGAGCUUUGCGUUUGACCACAUGGCUCGGACUGCGAGCGACAUCCAGGAUCUGCCCGUCGACGAAGACGCCGAGCCGCUGCGCGCGGCCCUCGACGCCGCCCUGCAGAACUACGUGGCGGACCGGUACAACUCGGGCGUCAGCUCCGUCUUUGCCGUCAGCAACGUACCCUACAAGCCCGCCGCCCCUACCGCCGCCGCUAGCAGCGACGCGCAGCAGCAGCAGCACGAGGAGGCCGCCAAGGUCGACGCCGAAGACCCCGCCGUGCCGACCGCAGCAGCUGCGGCGAACGAAGACGCAGAGACCGAGGGUGCAGAGAAGAAGGGCGACGGCAGCCCAAACCAGGAGGGAGAUGCUACCGCGGCCGACGAUGACGGCGACAAUGUCAAGGACGACCCCGUCGAGGCCGCCGCGGCUUCCGAGGCCGUCUCGUCCGACUCCACGUCGCCCACAGCCGCUGCCGCCGAGGAGGCACGAGAUGCGAGCGAGCAACAGCAGCCGCAGGAGCAGGAGCCGGAGACGACGCCGCGCCAGAUCAAGUACACGUUCCACCACGUGGGCAACAAGUACCACCUAUCCAACUUCUGGUCGGGGCGCUGGCGGGCGUCGUACACGCUCGACGUCGAGGCGGCGACGCUGACGUCGAGCCUGCAGGUGCAGGUGCACUACUUUGAAAACGGCAACGUGCAGCUCAACGCGUCCAAGCCCAAGACGUUUCACCUCGACCAGUCCUCGCUUGCGGGUGAGGGCUCGGAAUCGGAGCAUGUCAAGAGGGUGGCCGAGCACGUCGUCAAGCUCGUCGAGAGGCACGAGGACGACUACCAGUCCCUGCUCGAGGAGACGUACGAGGAUCUCGGCGAAAAGGCCUUCAAGGCGCUCCGGAGGCAGCUGCCCCUCACCAAAAACAAGAUCGACUGGAACCAGCUCAUGAACUACCGCCUCGGCGCCGAACUCGCCAGGCAGUAG
Pseudozyma flocculosa PF-1 is the source of this 1278-nucleotide messenger RNA. RefSeq lists its product as uncharacterized. The record is from RefSeq and is a predicted model, not a curated record. Gene Ontology annotation, cellular component: F-actin capping protein complex; actin cortical patch. Gene Ontology annotation, biological process: actin cytoskeleton organization; barbed-end actin filament capping. Lineage: Eukaryota; Fungi; Basidiomycota; Ustilaginomycetes; Ustilaginales; Ustilaginaceae. Bases 1 to 1278 code for a protein of 425 amino acids. The transcript is spliced from 3 exons. Gene Ontology annotation, molecular function: actin filament binding.